AUGUCCAUCGGCCUGCAAUACCAUUUUCUCUUUCUCUUUUGCUGUCUCUCUUUCGAGCAGUGGUCCCUCUAUCUAUCUAUCUAUCUAUCUAUCUAUCUAUCUAUCUAUCUAUCUCACUCUAUUCACAUCUAUCUAUCUAUCUAUCUAUCUAUCUAUCUAUCUAUCUAUCUAUCUAUCCCAGUUUGCUCAUUUCAUAUCUAUCUCUGCUCAUUUCAUAUCUAUCUAUCUAUCUAUCUAUCUAUCUAUCUAUCUAUCUAUCUCAAGGAUUAUCGACGAAAUACAGAACCACCAGUUGGUCUUGUUUGUAAUGUAAAUCCAUCAAAUUCAAACACAAGCUUCAUUUUGUUUGAAGAAGAUCCAAGUAUUAAACCGAUUGACUACCGAGAGUUACAUCAACUGGUUCGUGAACUGAUGGUUGGCAUAUAUCUCUUGAAUCAAACGCCAACUAUUUCUUUGGAGUCCAAUUAUGAUCAAACAUCAACUUGUAAAUUACCACCUGCCUAUGAGAAUACCAAAAUUGGACAGUUGUUGAUUGAAGUGGAUUAUAUGAUGAAAUCUCUCUGGCAUGGGGUCACACUGCCCAAGGAAAAGAGGCAAAAGUUUCUUGAGAAAUGGCGAGCUAGCCGGGAUAGUACCAAGGCAGAAUCACUCAAAGCCAUACAGACAGAAUUUAACAGCAUUGGAAUGAUUGACCUGACAAAUGAUGCAACAUUUGCAGAAGUAUAUGAGAAGGCCAAAUAUUCAGCUACAUCCACAAAACUCUCUGUUGACCGACGGGCAUUCUAUCUGCUUAGUGACCAUAUACUUUUGCAGAUGGCCUUCCGACAAGAAACGAUUAUGCAGUACAAGAACCUCUUUGUUUUGGAUGCUGAUUGGAUCAUUUCCAGCCGCAUGCAACUAGCUGACCACCAAGUAGACAAGGACACAGCUGAGCAGUUCAAUAUCUACCUUCAGCAUUAUGUAGGCAUCGUUGUGCAGGCUCUUCCUCUCAAGGCUGAUAUCCGGCGAAACUUGGUCCUUCUGAAAUUGGUCAGCUUUCUUACCCCAUUUUUUGUUGGAAUGCGAAAGUGUAUGAAGAUUCCAGUCAAAGACAGAUUACUCAGGCAUUAUUUAGUUGAUGAAUGCAGAACUGAAUCUGAGUUACCUCCCUUGAUGAGCAAACCUGACUCCAAAAGUGCCAGUUACAACUCUGGAAACCAUUACCAUCAUCUUCAUGGCGGAAUUUCAAUAGAUUUAAACACAAUGAAACCAAUUGCACCAAAGAAAGACAUCAUUGAAUCUUACAAUAAAAUAAAGACAACGGCAAUGGCACAUUUGGACAAAAUGCUUUGCCCAGACCAACCUUUAAUGGACAAUAAUGUUAUUCCUGUUCAGGAGAUUGCUGGGAAAAGGUAUUAUGUAAUAGCGUUGGAAUUUGAAACCUUUUACUACCCACAAGAACCUCCCUGGGUGAAGCCAUACCAUGAUGAACUAACCAAACUGAAGUCAAAGAGACCUGCAGGCGUAGAAAACUGUAUUCAAGAAGUUCUACGGAAAUAUUUUGGACAGAAACGAGCUGCCAAAUGCAAAAACACACAGUAUGUUUUGAGGCUUGCUGCUCAACGAGGAUUGGUGCCAGCAUUUCAAUUUUAUUGUCGAAAAAGUCCCUCAACCCGAAGUGUAUCAAAACUGGAUGAGUCUGGUUACUCAUUGCUUCAUCAUGCUGCUAUGAAUAACCGUCCAGAAAUUAUUACUCUUCUUCUGCAAGAAGGAGUGGACAUCAAUCUAAGGAGACAUAACCUGUCAUCCUCAGGUCCUGCUGCCCUUCAUCUGGCUGCUCAGUGUGGAUCCCUGGAUGCUGUUACAUGCCUGGUUGGUAACAUGGCUAAAAUCAAUGUCAUUGAUCAUAACGGCUGGACUCCAGUCCAUUGCGCAGCCUUCUAUAACCAAGCAGCUGUUUUGGAAUUGUUUCUUCAACGAGAUAAAGACUUUGCUGAACUUAAAACUGCGGACAGCUCUAAACUGACCCCUCUGUUACUAGCUGCAACUGCAGGGUCAUUACCAUCAGUGAAAACCCUGAUUCAUCUCAAUGCUGAUGUUACGGCCUGUGACAGCAGUGGUUACAAUGCUGUGCAAUUAUCUGUGUUACGCAGUCACACCCAUGUGGUUCGAUACUUGCUACAAUGUGACUCUCCUCAGUUACAAGUCUGGAGGAUCCUUGUGCAAAUGCUGCAGAUCAAUGAUUUCACUGUAAAAGGAUGUGCUGUUCGCUGCUUAGAAGAUCUAAUCUGGAGUUAUCCUCAAUACUGGCAUGCGAUAUAUGAAUCUGGCGGAAUUCCUGCUUUAGCCAAUUUGCUGAAAAUGGAGAAUGAUGAAUUGGUGUCCAUUGCAGCCUCAGUAUUAUGCAAAAUCUGUGAGCAUAAAAAGGUGCAGGAAGCGUUGAGUGAGGUGCAGCCUGGACCAACCCUAAUCCGUUUGCUUUCUUCCCCCAUUGAUGACAUACAGGCCAGGGUGGCCAUCAUCAUAUCAGACCUUGCAUCCAAUAAAGAACAGAAUCAAGUUAAUCUGGCUGAUCAAGGAGCCAUUCCAGCAUUAGUCAAUUUGCUUGAAUCAGAAGUGGAGGAUGUUUUGCUUAACACAAUCAACGCGAUUAGGAUUAUUUGCCUCAACAAUUUAACCAAUCAAACAGAAGUGGCUCAAUGCAAUGGAAUUGAAGCCUUGGUCGAGUUCUUAACCAUUGGAUCAGAUGACCAAAUUUUAGAAUCUGCUGCUGCAGCUGCUCUGGCUGCAAUUUCCCAUGGGCACAAGGACAACCAAAAUAUCAUCAUCAAGGCAGAUGCAGCUCUGCCUUUGGUUGAGUUGGUUUCCAGCCGAAAUCUCCCCCUCCAAAUGAAAGCUGCUCGUGCCAUUGAAGCUUUGGCUGAUAAUAAUCCUGAAAAUCAAAGAAUUUUUAUCAAUUUAGGCACCGUUCCAGCCUUGAUCCAACUUCUUAAGGCGAUUAUGAUGGUCAUUAAAGUCCUAGGAGCUUUGUGUAUAGGUGUGGCUUACACCAAUAACUUAUAUACCCAGAAUAAAAUUGCAGAAGAAGGUGCUCUGCCAGCUUUGGUUUACUUGUUGAAUGAAAUUCAGUUGGAAGAGAUGCAAAUUGAAAUUCUGACAACAUUGGGGUGUAUUGUACUCCAGAACCCUGAAAACCAACAGAUGCUGCUUCAGCAACCAAACUUUACCUGGGAUUGCCUUCUCCAUCAUCUCAAAUCUCCUGACAAGGUAAGUUGA
This is a messenger RNA of Acanthosepion pharaonis, 3255 nucleotides long. The record is from the annotation of a GenBank genome assembly. Lineage: Eukaryota; Metazoa; Mollusca; Cephalopoda; Sepiida; Sepiidae.